CCCCCCCUCUCACACACAGGAGACCUGGGCACCGCACUGCCUUGUGGGUAGAACGCUGUCAAGUAGCUGAACGGAGCGGGUUGACGGUCAGGCCACAGCAGUCUGCCGAUUCAUUCCUCAGUCCUAAAUACGUCUUGCCAGUUGCUACCAUGAGGGCUUUCCACCUCCUCCUGGUGCCUGUCCUGCUGCUGCUACUCGCCCUCCCGUACUCCAGGGGGCGCUACAACGACGACUUUGACGACGGCGAGGACAUCGCCGACUUUGACGACAACGACUUUGCCGAGUUCGAGGACAUGAACGAGGACGGCGCCGCCGAGACGGAGACGGCCCCGCCCCCACGGGCAUCUCCAUCUUCAUCACUGCCCGAGGAAGAGGAGGACGAAGACGAGGCCACUGUGGAGCUGGAGGAAGAGCAGGACGGCUUUGAGGAGUCGGACAACAAUGAUCAAGAUAUGUACAGCAACUACGAUCGGGAGGAGUUUGAGGGCAUCGGGGACAAACCGGGCCAUUCCAUGAAGGACCCGCUUAUAAUCCACAAGGUUCCCGCCCACUUGCAGAACAGCUGGGAGAGCUACUACAUGGAGAUCCUCAUGGUGACCGGGCUACUGGCCUACAUCAUGAACUACAUCAUCGGCAAGAACAAGAACAGCCGGCUGGCCCAGACCUGGUUCAACUCUCACCGGGAGCUUCUGGAGAGCAACUUCUCCCUAGUGGGUGAUGAUGGGACCAGUAAAGACGCGGUCAGCACUGGGAAGCUGAACCAGGAGAACGAACACAUCUACAACCUGUGGUGCUCCGGCCGUGUGUGCUGCGAGGGCAUGCUCAUCCAGCUCAAGUUCCUGAAGAGGCAGGACCUUCUGAACGUGUUGGCCAGGAUGAUGAGGCCAGCCUGUGAUCAAGUGCAAAUUAAAGUCACGCUGAACGAUGACGACAUGGACACGUUUGUGUUCGCCGUGGGCACCAAGAAGGCCAUGGCGAAGAUGCAGAAGGACAUGCAGGACUUGAGUGAGUUCUGCAGCGAUAAACCCAAAUCUGGAGCCAAGUAUGGCCUCCCAGAAUCCCUUGCCAUUCUCACCGAGAUGGGCGAGGUCACAGAUGGAGUGAUGGACAGCAAGAUGGUACAUUUUAUUACCAGCCAUGCUGACAAGAUUGAAUCCAUCCAUUUGUCGGACCAAUUUUCUGGUCCAAAAGUUAUGCAAGAGGAGGGACAGCCAUUAAAGCUGCCAGAAACCAAGAAGACUCUUCAGUUUACAUUCAAUGUGCCUGGCAUGGGCAACACCUCCCCCAAAGACAUGGACAGCCUGCUCCCUCUGAUGAACAUGGUGAUCUACAGCAUCGACAAGGUCAAGAAGCUCCGCCUCAACCGAGAGGGCAAGCAGAAGGCUGACCGGAACCGUGCGCGUGUGGAGGAGAACUUCCUGAAGCAGACCCACGCCCAGCGGCAGGAGGCCGCCCAGACCCGCCGGGAGGAGAAGAAGAGGGCAGAGAAGGAGAGGAUCAUGAGCGAGGAGGACCCCGAGAGACAGCGCCGCCUUGAGGAAGCCGCGCAGCGCCGCGAGCAGAAGAAGAUCGAGAAGAAGCAGAUGAAGAUGAAGCAGAUCAAAGUGAAAGCCAUGUGAGACAAGGACCACUACUGGGAUGAGAGGGAGGAGGAGAAGCUGGGGGGGGGGGGGUUACAAGCACACCCAAUGCGCCCCAUGCCGUCCCUCUGCCUGCUCUCACUGCUGUACACACGGUCUCCAACCACGCAACACCCCCUCCUCCCCCCCCCCCAAACACUCCAGACAUUCCCAGCACAAGGGUGUGUCGGCUAGGCUUUGUCUCCAUGGAAACAUGCUUCCUUGUGAGUGUGUCGGGCUGUGGGGGAACGGUGUUUUUGUGUCGAGGCUGACGGAGUAUCACAUCCGUUGCGGCAGAAUCACGGCAACUUUCAUCCCUCCUCCUCCUCCUCCUCUUCCUCUUCCCUCUGGAACAAUCUUUCUCCGAAGUCCGCAAGCGACGUAGCUCAGUGAGCCUUUUAAAUUUGUACUUCCAACCGACACUAUGCGACGGCCAUCUUUUAAAUGUAAUAAAGAACACUGGUUGCUAUUUGAAUCGAUGAGAAUUUGGGAAUCAUCAAAAGAUUAUUCUUUUUUUAUUUAUUAAUAUUUUUGUCAUUGGUUUUUUCAUGGGCUGUGUCUGUCUCUGAUGGAAUGUGCGAACAAAUCGAAUAAAAUGCAUUGACGCUCA
Messenger RNA from Gadus macrocephalus (Pacific cod), 2229 nucleotides. It is a transcript of the gene ccdc47, whose product is annotated as coiled-coil domain containing 47. Gene Ontology annotation, cellular component: endoplasmic reticulum. The record is from RefSeq and is a predicted model, not a curated record. Gene Ontology annotation, molecular function: calcium ion binding. Gene Ontology annotation, biological process: endoplasmic reticulum calcium ion homeostasis. The coding region runs from base 150 to 1619 and encodes 489 amino acids. Lineage: Eukaryota; Metazoa; Chordata; Actinopteri; Gadiformes; Gadidae. The transcript has 13 exons.